Molecule: messenger RNA, 4395 nt
Organism: Xylona heveae TC161
Lineage: Eukaryota; Fungi; Ascomycota; Xylonomycetes; Xylonales; Xylonaceae
Exons: 7
Coding region: 1-4395 (1464 amino acids)
Biological process (GO): siRNA processing
Cellular component (GO): cytoplasm; nucleus; RISC complex
Molecular function (GO): ATP binding; RNA binding; ribonuclease III activity
Source: RefSeq, a predicted model, not a curated record
AUGCCCGACCAGCUCGAGGAGAUCUCUGACCAAGGCCCGCGGGGACCUGUGGACGAAGAUGGUCCAAAGCUGGAUCAAAUCAUGCAAGCUCGUGGAUAUCAGAUGGAGAUGUUUGAGGAAAGCAUGCGACAGAACAUCAUAGUUGCCAUGGACACGGGUAGUGGAAAAACUCACGUGUACGGGAGUUGUUCGUUUUGUUGCCGUAAUUUAAUUGAAUGUUAUGCAGCACUCAAUAAUCUUCUGUCUUCAUCUAUUAGAGCGGUAAUGCGAAUUGAAGCAGAGCUUGAAAGACUCCCACUUCAUAAGCUUGUAUGGUUUUUGGCUCCAACUGUGGCACUAUGUGAACAGCAAUAUCGCGUCCUACAGUUGCAUCUUCCCGUACACCAAGCUCGGUUUCUUAGUGGAGAUAUAGUCGAUCGCUGGAGCGACCAGCGACAGUGGGAUGCCAUUCUCAAAAAUAUUCGCAUCGUUGUUUCAACUCAUCAAGUUCUUUCAGAUGCUCUCACCCAUGGUUUUGUCAAAAUGGAAGCUCUGGGCUUGAUGGUUUUCGACGAGGCUCACCAUUGUAUUAAGAACCAUCCUGCAAAUCGUAUAAUGCGUGAUUUCUAUCGUCCCUUGACGUUCAAAGGACCCGGGUGUGAUAGACCGCAUAUAUUGGGCCUCAGUGCCAGCCCCAUAAUUACAAAUGACAAAUUUGGAAUUCAGGUCAUUGAGGGAAAUCUAGACGCAAUCGCUAGGUCUCCGAAACGUCAUCGAGAAGAUUUGUUAAAACAAGUUCAUCACCCCGCCUUAGUCAACCUCUUUUACCCCAGGCCCUCAAUGUAUGCAAAUCACGGGUCUUUCGGCACUCAAACCCUCCGAAGCCUUCUGAGUGCAUUUAAUGAGCUUGACAUCAGAGACGACCCUUGGGUCAUCUCGCUCAAGUCAAGCACGGAUCCUCGGGAUCAAGCUGUUCUCCAAGAGAUUUUGGUUAAUCAUAAAACCUACACCCACCAGCAAAUCCAACUCCUCGUCAACCGCUCCAUCAAUAUUUACCAAGAAUUGGGAGGUUGGGCGGCGGACAUAUAUAUCAGUUUCUGCAUACGAAGGUUUAAAGCGGCCGUGGUAGCAAACGAUGACUUGCAGCUUUCGUAUACAGAUGAAGAAAAGCGAUACGUCUAUAAAAUUUUGGACAAAGUCUACCUUAUUUCUGACGACCAAGCUCUUCCUGAGUAUUUGACGGAGAUUACAGACAAGGUACGAUGUUUACUGAAAUUCCUCGUCGCCGAAGCGAGCCCGACUUUUGCUGGGAUAGUGUUUGCAGAGCGACGUGCUACAGUCGCCGUUUUAUCACAGAUCAUUGCGCUUCAUCCAGAUACACGGGACCUAUUCAAAUGUGGUGCAUUCGUUGGUCUCUCUGGUAGUUCAAGACGUAAACGAAACAUCGCGGAUCUUGCAGAGAUUAAAGAUCAAUGGAGCCACCUGGAUGAAUUUAGGGAUCGAAGCAGAAACUUAAUUGUUGCAACAAGUGUUUUGGAAGAGGGGAUCGAUGUCCCAGGCUGCAAAGUAGUCGUGUGCUUUGACAGAAUACCUAAUGUCAAGUCUUUUAUCCAGCGGCGAGGACGAGCAAGACAAGCCAAGUCCAAGCUUGCGCUAUUGUUGGAGGAAAAUUCCUUGUCUUCGGUGGACAUCUUCCACGAACUUGAGCGCGAAAUGAAACGCAUAUACGAAGAUGACCAAAGGGAAUUCGAGGCUUUACAGAUUCAAGAGAAUGAGCUUGAGCAAUCGAAUCAGAAACUCCAGGUUAACUCUACGGGUGCGCUCUUGACCUUUGACAAUGCAAAAUCUCACCUCUACCAUUUUUGCAACACACUCUCUUCAGACGCGUAUGUCGAUAGAGGACCACGAUUUUCUAUCGAGGAGGACCGAUGUGGCAAUGUUCGCGCUCGGGUUGUUCUUCCCUUGUCUGUUGACCCUUCGGUCCGGACUUUUAUCGGGAAAUUUUGGUGGAGAACAGAGAAGGCUGCAAAGAAAGACGCAGCGUUCGAAGCAUAUGUUGGCCUUUAUAACGCCGGGCUCAUAAAUGACAAUCUUCUGCCGCUAAGGCUGCCAAAGUCUGAGUUUGAUAGAACUGCUGUCGGAAACGAACAACUCGCAGUGCUGUCUGUGGAUGAGAGGCUCGAUCCCUGGGCUGGGAUUGCACAACAAAUAACGCACUCCGAUAAUCUGAUCGGGUCUAAAUUGACCGUCGAAAAGGCAGGUCAACAGUCACUAGAUAUGUUAAUGUGGCUGCCUCAUGCACUGCCUUCGAACAUUCAAUUUCAGAUACAGUGGGACAUUGCAACCGUUUUUUCGAUUGCCCUCGAAGGCCAAGCCACGAGGCGUUCUUCGACGGACAAUUUCACUCAUCUUUCCGAAGCGAACUAUCUGCUCUAUAACUCCGUUUACCGUUCCAGGAUUGAGCCUGGCCGCCUGGACUUUCCCGCCCUGUUUACCCCUAAUAUCGCGCUCAACGUGAUGCAGUCUUGGACAAAACGUUCGGCAGGAGCGUUACCUGCUUCUGAUGCACUUGUACAAAAUGCUGGGCUUGCUGCUGUUGGAUUGGUCCGCAAUCGAUCCCGUUUCGGCGCUCCGCAUGUUUUGCAGAGGACGAAGCCUCUUGAUGAUUGCCCUGAUUUGGAAAGUAUCCGUGAAGAGGAAGACCUCUUGGCUGACGGACCUUAUCUUGAAGUUUGUCGUCUUAGCAAACGGACGGAUUUUCUACAUGCACUUGCAUUACCAUCGUCUGAUCCGGGUGAUAUUUCACGCCCACCUUUACGAUAUCUGCCGAUCUCACAAUGCGACGUGGACAUUUUGCCGUUCAUAUACGCUCAAUUUGCACUAUUUAUUCCGUCGAUAAUGCACCAAUGUGGGAAGUGGAUUCUAGCCCAAAGACUAUGUGAGACCACGCUUUCAUCAGUGGAGUUCAACGAUUUAGACCUGGUUGUAACCGCCCUUUGCGCCUCUUCCGCGAGAGAGGCCGUAGACUAUCAGCGACUAGAGUUCCUUGGGGAUAGUAUUCUCAAAUUCAGCGUCUCCCUGCAAUUGAUGGAUGAGCACGGCAAUUGGCAUGAAGGAUACCUUAGCGCCGAAAAAGAUCGUCUUGUCUCUAAUUCGAGACUAUCCAAGGCAUCGACGCAUGUUGGCUUAGAUAAGUACAUUUUAACAAAAGCUUUCACUGGCAGCAAAUGGCGUCCAAAUUAUAUCUCCAAUCUUCUCCGUCUCGAGGGUCUGGAAAAGCGGGAAAUGUCUAGCAAAGUACUUGCAGAUGUUGUCGAGGCAUUGAUUGGUGCAGCUUUCAUUGACGGCGGAUACGAAAAGGCAUUUAAAUGCUUAAAGGUUUUCCUACCAGAAGUAAAUUGGCUGCCAUUGGAGCAGCGAAAGAAGUCGAUAUAUGAUCAAUUCCCGUCUGACCAAAAAUUGCCGCCGGUGUUUACCGAGCUUGAAGUCUUGGUCGGUCACAAUUUUGGAAAGAAAAGGCUGCUUCUCGAAGCAAUGACACACGCUUCAUUUUCGGGCGAUGUCUCUGCCAGGUCAUAUCAACGUUUAGAAUUCUUAGGCGAUGCCGUCCUCGAGAACUUGGUAGUUUCUUAUCUUUUCCGGCAUAAUCCGCAACUGUCAGUGCAGGAGAUGCAUCUGAUGAAGACGGCCUUGGUUAAUGCAAAUUUUCUUGCCUUUUUGUGCCUAGAGUGGCUCAUCGAACAGGACCGAAUCGAUGUCCUUGUCAAUCCGUCUUCUGGUGAGUUUGAAGAAGUACACGCUCCGGUUCAACAUCACUUUUGGAAGUUCAUGCGUCACAAUUCCUCUGCAGAACUGGUCAAAGCACAGAGGGCUGUUGUCAGGCGCCAUGCAGAGCUCCGAGAGCAACUCAAAAAUGCCCUUGUGCAUGGGAACGUCUACCCGUGGGCUUCCCUGGCGAGUCUGGGGGCAGAAAAGUUCUUUUCCGAUAUUGUGGAAAGUCUCCUUGGUGCCGUCUACCUGGAUGCUUCUGAUGCUUCUUCCGCAUGUGAGAAAGUUGCUGAGCGAAUUGGGAUACUGCCCUAUCUUCGUCGACUGGUUAGCGGGCAGGUGCAUAUGUUGCAUCCAAAGGAGGAGCUCGGUCGGCUCGCCAGCAACAAACGCAUCCGUUAUACCACUGGUAUCGAAGAAGUCGAAGGGAACAAUAGAUACUGGUGUUCGGUCUCCAUGGAUGAAGAGAAGAUCUGUAGAGUUUCCGAUGGUGUGAGCAGAGUUGAAGUUGAGACGCGAGCCGCAGACAAUGCCUUGAAGGUACUCUUUCAAGAAAGACCUCAAUUGGAACCUUCACUGGAACAGCCAGGGGAAGCUGCACAGCUAGAAGAUCAGAUCUAUUCAAGUAAAGAAGGUGAUAGAGACUGA